Molecule: messenger RNA, 2442 nt
Organism: Suhomyces tanzawaensis NRRL Y-17324
Lineage: Eukaryota; Fungi; Ascomycota; Pichiomycetes; Serinales; Debaryomycetaceae
Product: histone demethylase
Exons: 1
Coding region: 1-2442 (813 amino acids)
Biological process (GO): chromatin remodeling
Cellular component (GO): nucleus
Molecular function (GO): histone demethylase activity; DNA binding
Source: RefSeq, a predicted model, not a curated record
AUGUACGACAAGCUGCUUCUCCAGCCAUGCCCUGCGCUUCGUCCUACGGCCCAGCAGUUCGAGGAUCCAAUCGGAUACUUGUCACUGCCCGAAGUGACAUCCCUAGGUGCCGAAUACGGAAUCGUCAAAGUGAUUCCUCCAUCCAACUGGAAACCUCCAUUUCUGAUAGCCUCAUCCUUCAAGUUCCACACCCGAUUACAAAAGCUUAGUGACUUGGGGUUGACUACCCGUUCCAGAAAGUUUUUCAGAGACAAUGUCAACCGUUUCUUGAAGAUGCGUAGAAAAAGACAGCUCAGAUUGAGUUUCCCAGUCAAGAACGUGGGAAGAGACAGGGUCAAUGUGUACUACUACGAUCUCUACCUCGAAGUGGAGAAGUUGGGUGGACCUGAGGCUAUGGAAGACCCCCAGUGGGAAUCAAUCAACACGAAAUUCGGUGUAAAAGACACGAAGUCCAACACCAUAAGAGACGAAUACGAAUUGAGCAUUAAGGCAUACGCCCUCUUUUUAUCUCAUAACAACCAAAAUUAUGACUUUCCCGACUCCGAGUCCGACGAUGAAUAUGAUAACUGUUUGAUAUGUGGCAAACACGAUCAUCCUUCCAAGACUCUUCUUUGUGACAAUUGCGACAACCCAUUCCACAUGACAUGUCUUGCAUCGCCCUUGACUGCCAUUCCUACCGGCACUUGGUACUGUGAUAAGUGUUUGAUUGGAACAGGUGAAUAUGGCUUUGAAGAACAUGUAGAUAUCAAGUACACAUUGCCCGAAUUUUAUCAAAUGUGUCAAGAAUUCGAGCAAGAAUUCAUCCAACAAUACAACAAAAAUGAGCCUUUGACGGUGGAUAUAAUUGAACAGAAGUUUUGGGAGUUUAUCGACAUCCAAAAAUCAGAUUUGGAAGUCAAGUAUGGUGCAGACAUUCACAAUCUCAAGCCUGGAGAAAUCAGUGGGUUUCCAAUGCCUAAUACGCCUGGUAUUCCAUUGGAUGACCCUGCAAUCCAAAGUUACAUUAAUCAUCCAUUCAACUUGACCAAAUUGCCAUUUGCAAAGGGUUCAUUGCUCAACUACAUUAAUACUUCUAUUUCAGGAAUGACUGUGCCAUGGAUCUACAUUGGUACUUUGCUAUCUACAUUUUGCUGGCAUGUUGAGGACCAUUACACUCUUUCUGCUAAUUAUUGCCAUUUUGGAGCUACCAAGAAAUGGUACGGUAUUCCUUCAUCUCAGGCACACCAAUUUGAAAAGCUUAUGAAAGAAAGUGCUCCCGACUUGUUUAAGAAACAGCCAGACUUGUUGCAUCAAUUGGUGACGUUGUUGUCACCAAUGACAUUAGUGAAAAAUGGCAUCAAAUGUGUGUAUGCUGAUCAGAAUCCCAACGAGUUUGUCAUUACGUUCCCAAGAGUAUAUCACUCCGGAUUCAAUUGUGGCUUCAAUUUCAAUGAGGCUGUCAACUUCACCAUGGACGAAUGGCUUGAACAUGGAGCCCAAUCUAUUCAUGAUUACAAGUUGAUCAAGAAAGAAAAUGUUUUCAAUCAUUACCAAUUGAUAGAAAACAUAAUCCGUGAAUUUAACAAGAAGAUCCACAAUAAAGAAUCGGUUUCGCCGAACGAAAUCAGGUUGGUAGGAAGGUGUUUGUCCAGUUUUGAGUCGUUCGCACAGAAACAGAGGGACACCUUGAACAAGUUGGACAAAUCUAGAUACCUCAUUAAACACAAGCCAAAAAUAUUCAAACCAAGGAGUUUUGCGGAUGAGCAGAAGGGAACCUUUAACCUGGAUCAGACGGAGGAAGAGGAAGAUUUAUGUGAUACAUGUAAAACACACAUUUCUUACCAGUAUUGUAUUAUUAAUAACAAGUCACAUGAAUUCGGUAUCAGAAAAGUGGAAAUUAAACAGGAGCCAUUGUCACCCAAACCCGAGACCAUCAACAAAACUGCUGUCAAUAUUAUGACCACCCGGAUCCCCAUUCAUCAACUCCUCACCCCAGAAUCUUCCCCCUACGACCACCAGAAACCCGACAGUAAUGUGGACUUGGGCAAGAUCACCAAAUCCGAAGCAUCAAAGCACCUUUCGCAAUUGAGCGAGCAGGAGAGCAAACUCUGCAGAGAGGCAGAAUUCAAGCAACUUGUGGACCAAGCCAAACGAGCAGCUGUCGAAGCCGACGAUAAGAACAAGCGUCGGAAAUCAAGACGGUUACAGGAGUUGGAGGAGAAACCAUUCCAGGAGAUGAGUCGUAUGCGUAGUAGCAAGAUGUCUCUGGUGCAAGUGAAGUCGAGCCUUCGUCAAUUGAAUCAGAAAGAGACUAUUAAACUUUGCUUGGACUGUUUGACCAAUAACUACGGUGCCACAGGCAGCAUGGCGCCAGAGGGAUCAGUUUUGUUGUAUGAGAUUUCUCCAUUGCAAUUGGAUUCGUUCAUCGAGGAGGCCAAGGCCAAUUUGAGAGCGAGUUCCUGA